Messenger RNA from Penicillium atrosanguineum, 2169 nucleotides. RefSeq names its product RNA-dependent ATPase ROK1 (gene rok1). NCBI's taxonomy places the organism in Eukaryota, Fungi, Ascomycota, Eurotiomycetes, Eurotiales, Aspergillaceae. Gene Ontology annotation, biological process: maturation of SSU-rRNA. Gene Ontology annotation, molecular function: ATP binding; nucleic acid binding; RNA helicase activity. The transcript has 2 exons. The coding region runs from base 1 to 2169 and encodes 722 amino acids. Gene Ontology annotation, cellular component: 90S preribosome. The record is from RefSeq and is a predicted model, not a curated record.
AUGGACGCUUUCAGAUUGUUGACUCGGUCAACGAAGUUCAAGUCGGCCACGCCGGCUACAGAGUCUGCUGCGCGUCUGCCUUCAGCGGGCAAAGCCGCCAACCCGCAACUGUUCCGGACGGAGGAAGGCGAGAAGCUUGAACUUGCGCAGAGUAACAAGAAAAGAAAGAGAGCACCUGUCGCAAACAAUGAAGAUGGAGAUGAUGCGCCUGAACUAGACUUUUUCAACUCGAACAAACGCUCUGCGCCGGCUGCGACGGAAAAAUCUACCGCCAAGCCCGACCAGCAGCAAGCAUCAGCUCAAGACGAUGGAUCAGAUGACGAGGAGGCUAUGGACGAAGUCCAGCGUCGCACUAUCCUGAACUCGCAUAAGAUCAAAGUCACCGAUCUCCGCGAUCUGGACGAGAUUCAGUCUCAGCCUGCACCUGCAAAGGACUCCAAGAAGAAAAAGAAGAAGUCCAAGCAGGAAGAAGCUCCCACUCUCAGCAAGAAGGAGAUGAAGCGUGCUCGUCGCAUUUAUCCUCAGCCAUUGCUUUCUUUCAAGGAGCUGCGCUCGAAAUACAAGAUUUCGAGCCGCCUCGCCGCGAAUGUCGCCGAGCAGGGAUUUACUGUGCCCACGGAGGUGCAGUUGGGAACUCUUCCCAUCAUGCUUGGUGGUUCUUCGAUCGCCACUGAAAACCAGGCGGAGCCAGAUCUUUUGGUCGUUGCUCCCACCGGGAGCGGAAAGACGCUAUCAUUUUUGAUUCCCGCCAUCAACAAGAUUGUUCGCCAUCAUCACACCAAACCUGAUGAGCAUGGAAUUUCAGCUGUGGUUGUGGCGCCUACCAAGGAGCUUGCCAGCCAGAUUGUUAACGAGGGCCGGAAAUUGGUGGCUGGCACUGGUGUGAAGAUUACACUCAUGAAGAAGGGCAUGCGGGUGGUGGAGCAGGACGAGGAAGGCGAUGCGAAUGUCCUCGAUGAAGAGAGUGAGGGAUCUGAUGAAUCUGACCAAGAAGAAGAGAGCAAACCCAAGAAGGCCGAGAACAAAUCGCCUCUCACCAAGAGUGACAUCCUGCUGGUCAAUUCCUUGUCCGCAAAUCAGACUAAGCCUCUGGGCAAACUGCCCUUGGUACGAAGCCUGGUGCUGGACGAGGCAGAUGUUCUCAUGGACCCAUUGUUCCGGGACCAGACACUCGAUAUCUGGCGCUCAUGCGUGCAUCCAGACCUGCGCGUCAGCUUGUGGUCCGCCACCAUGGGCUCCAACAUCGAAGAUCUCACUCGCUCCACGAUCAAAGAGCGCCUGGAAAACCUUGGCCAAAAUAGCGACAAGCUUUACCCCCUGGUUCGCCUUGUUGUCGGUCUCAAGGAUUCGGCCGUUCCUAAUAUCGACCACCGUCUCGUCUACGCAGCAACCGAACAAGGUAAGCUGCUCGGUCUUCGACAGCUGCUUCGCCCAACCGCAGCUGCAGCAAACGAUAUCCGUCUCCGACCCCCAUUCCUCAUCUUCACACAAACUAUCCCCCGUGCAAUUGCCCUGCAUUCGGAAUUGAAAUACGAUAUCCCCGCCGAAGCAGGAGGAUCAUCGCGCAUUGCCGUACUCCACUCCGACCUCUCAGACAUCCAGCGCUCAGAAAUCAUGCGUGACUUCCGCAAAGGCGAGAUCUGGAUCCUCGUCACAACAGACGUCCUCGCCCGUGGUCUCGAUCUCCGCGGCCUGAACGGCGUCGUCAACUACGACAUCCCCAACUCUGCCGCUGUCUACGUCCACCGCGUCGGACGUACCGGACGCGCUGGUCGCGAGGGCGGUAUCGCUGUUACAUAUUACACCAAGGAAGAUAUUCCCUACGUCAAGAGCAUUGCGAAUGUCAUCGAUGCCAGCGAGAAGCUGCGUGGAACCGAUGGCAAGAAGUCUAUUCAGAAAUGGCUGCUUGAGUCACUUCCCGACUUGAGCAAGAAGGAUAAGCAAGAACUCAAGAAACACGGUGUCAAGGCUCGCCAGGUCUCGAAGAACCUCGGCAAGGACGAAAAUGAGAAGGGCUCCCGCGCUGCAAGAAUCAGUACGAAGAGUGGUUACGAGCGCCGCAUGGAGAACCGCAAGAGGGGUGCUAUUGCUGCUAGUCGCAAUCGCAAGGCGGAGGGCGGAGCUGUAGGAAAUGAGAGUGACGGAAGCUGGGAUGGAUUGGACGAUUAA